UGUUUUCGUGUUUAGUUUCACGAGUGCUGAAAACAUUUUGUGCAUCUGAAAAUUGGUUUUCGUGGCAAAUAUUCGUUGUAUCGGUCGAUAGCAAGUGCCUUUUUGCUGUCCGGAAUACCAGUACUCUCCUUACGUCACGAUGGCUGAUCCGCUGAGCUUGUUGCGGCAGUACAACAUCAACAAGAAGGAGAUCAUCGAACGCGAUGGCCAGAUCAUAUUUGGCGAGUUUUCCUGGCCGAAAAAUGUAAAAACAAAUUAUCUAAAAUAUGGAUCUGGCAAAAAGGGAGCUCCCAAAGAGUACUACACACUGGAAUGUUUGCUCUACAUUUUGAAAAAUGUGGCUCUUCAGCACUCGGUUUACGUUCGCCAAGCAGCAGCUGAGGAUAUUCCUGCAGUCAACCGGCCGGAUCGUAAGGAGCUGCUGCAGUACCUCAAUGGCGAAACAAAUACAUGCGCCAGUAUUGACAAAAGCGCUCCGCUCGAGAUUCCGACACAGAUCAAAAGACCAGCUGAAUCCGAUACAUUGGACAAUCUCGCCAAGAAAGCCCGUUACGAGGAUACCCAAGUACAGAAGGUGAAGGAACAGCUGGCAGCUAGGCUCGAUGUCAAUAAAAAAGAAGCUUCCGUCAACAUUGACAACAUCAAGUCCCUCUCGGAGACUAUGUCCGUGGAGAAAAUUGCGGCCAUCAAAGCGAAACGCUUAGCCAACAAAAAGGUUACGAUCAAACGGACGGAUAACGAUGAUACUAUGGGAGUUGGGCCGGAUUUGAGAGCUAUUCUUGAUUUUGAUGUAGAUUCCACAAAAGAUAUUAUAAGUAGGGAGCGUCAGUGGCGCACUCGAACGACUAUCUUGCAGAGUAAUGGGAAAAUCUUUGCCAAGAACAUUUUAGCCAUUCUUCAGGGUAUCAAAAAUCGCGAAGAAGGUCGAGGUCGACCUCAGGCACCGGCCAUAAAACUACCGGAGCCUCCGCGCGUGAUUCGUCCCCAGCCACAACCGGCGCAGUACAACCGUUACGAUCAAGAACGAUUCAAUCGCCAAAAAGAGGAAACGGAAGGUUUCAAGAUCGAUACCAUGGGUACCUAUCACGGUAUGUCCCUAAAAUCAGUAACGGAUGGUUCAGCAGCGCAGAAAAAAGCUCAACAGCAGAAUAACAAUAAUCCAAUGUCGGCGAAUCUUCCACCUGGUAGGCCCAAAGAUCUGCUUCCAAGCGCUCAGGCUCGUAUGGCACCCCAAAACAGUAGCAACAACAAGCGUCAAAGCAAAACACCCAUCAUUAUCAUCCCGGCGGCCACGACCAGUCUAAUAACAAUGUAUAACGCCAGGGAUAUUCUUCAGGAUCUGAAAUUUGUUACUACCGAAGAAAAAAAGAGCAAGGGCUGUGCACGAGAGAACGAGGUUCUGAUUCAGCGUCAAAAAUCGGCAGGCUUGACAGUUCCCUAUCGCGUUAUCGACAAUCCGACGAAACUUACCGCCCAAGAUUGGAACCGAGUGGUGGGGGUAUUUGUGAUGGGUCCCGCCUGGCAGUUCAAAGGUUGGCCCUGGGACGGAAAUCCGGUUGAAAUUUUCUCGAAAGUGGCCGCUUUCCAUUUGCGUUACGACGAGAUGAAAUUAGAUGCCAAUGUUGCACGUUGGGCUGUAACGGUGCUGAACGUAUCACGCACCAAACGACAUCUGGACAAGGCAUCCAUUAUGGUGUUCUGGGAAAAGUUGGAUCUGUACAUGACCAAGUACAAGCCUGAUCUUCGUUUCUAGAGUUAGCCAGUCCAUCAAUUUUUUUCUGCUAACCCAGCAUAGAUUCAUUUGUGGAAAAUUUAGAUUUUAAUUGCAAUUCUAUAAUUUAGCCAAUAGUCCCUAACAAAACAGAUUCACAAUGAUUUGCUACAAUAUAUCAAACUAGUUAUGGAAACCCCCAGACUCUGCAUUCACGUCACAAAGCUCCAGUAACUAUGAGCGCGACACUUUCAGUUGGAUUUCUUAUGCAAUAAGAAAUAAUAGAUAGCAUCGACAAAGCAUGGAUCGUUGUCAUUUCGCAUUAAGAAUGUUUAAAUACCUAGAGUCAAUAAAAAUUUCAUUAGACAACUCA
This is a messenger RNA of Armigeres subalbatus, 2084 nucleotides long. It is a transcript of the gene hyx, whose product is annotated as parafibromin. Gene Ontology annotation, molecular function: RNA polymerase II complex binding. Gene Ontology annotation, biological process: positive regulation of transcription elongation by RNA polymerase II; transcription elongation by RNA polymerase II. The coding region runs from base 140 to 1753 and encodes 537 amino acids. The record is from RefSeq and is a predicted model, not a curated record. The transcript has 5 exons. Gene Ontology annotation, cellular component: Cdc73/Paf1 complex. Lineage: Eukaryota; Metazoa; Arthropoda; Insecta; Diptera; Culicidae.